Messenger RNA from Hibiscus syriacus, 836 nucleotides. Its product is annotated as LOB domain-containing protein 25-like. The record is from RefSeq and is a predicted model, not a curated record. The transcript has 2 exons. Lineage: Eukaryota; Viridiplantae; Streptophyta; Magnoliopsida; Malvales; Malvaceae. The coding region runs from base 59 to 661 and encodes 200 amino acids.
UCUUUUGCUUUUUUUUUUUUUUUAUACAUUAUUUGUCACUCAAAAAUGCUCUUUGCCUAUGCUUCUUUUUCCUCCAUCUUCCCUACUUUUUUCUCACUUUGUUUAUUUGCAGGCCUCUCUAGGGUUUCCACAGAUUCAUAGUCAUCUUCUUCACUGGAACAAAGUGUCAACAAGUAACAAAGGACUGCAUAACUUGGAAGAACCUGCUCUUAAAAUUGCCUGCAAGUUCUUGAGGAGAAAAUGCAUGGCGGACUGCACUUUUGCACCAUAUUUCCCACCGGAAGAACCCCAGAAAUUCUUCAAUGUUCACAAAAUUUUCGGCGCAAGCAACGUUAGCAAACUGAUCAACGAAGUAGCACCCCAUCAAAGACAAGAUGCCAUCAACUCGCUGGCGUACGAAGCCGAGGCGAGGUUGAAAGACCCCGUUUACGGCUGUGUCGGAGCCAUCUCGGUUCUCCAGAGACAGGUGAUGAGACUCCAAAGGGAAUUGGACACCAUUCGUGCCGAUCUAAUCCGAUACACCGCCGGCGCCCGCAAUGAGAUGCCCGCGGCGCCGACGUCGGGAAGCACCUGUUUCGAUCAUAAUGCCGGUAACUUUUACUAUCCUAAUUCUCAGUGGAAUAGUGAACCUUAUGGAGGAUCAGAUGGUGGAAGCCUCUGACAUGGCUAAGCAGUAUGAAUGUACUUAAAUAAGCAAAGAAGAUUAUUGGUGGGAACUGGGAAGUCCCCAUCUGGGAUUAGCUUUAGGGUUUUCUAGUAAUGGAGUUUGCUAAAGUUCCAUGCGUGUGACAAUGGCAUAUAUUGUGGUACUUUCAUGACAUGCUGCCAUUAUUGAU